Messenger RNA from Pectinophora gossypiella (pink bollworm), 1226 nucleotides. RefSeq names its product sulfotransferase 1B1-like. NCBI's taxonomy places the organism in Eukaryota, Metazoa, Arthropoda, Insecta, Lepidoptera, Gelechiidae. The coding region runs from base 124 to 1173 and encodes 349 amino acids. Gene Ontology annotation, biological process: sulfation. Gene Ontology annotation, cellular component: cytoplasm. The record is from RefSeq and is a predicted model, not a curated record. The transcript has 7 exons. Gene Ontology annotation, molecular function: sulfotransferase activity.
CCUACCUCGCAGUUGCUUGCGUACGCGACGCGACUCCGGACGCACGCAUUCUCACUCCCGCAUUUUACACGCGAUUUAUAUACCACAAUAUAUACGUAACGUACACAACAUAUCUGUGAUAAAAUGGCCUCGCAGAAGAACAACAAUUUCGCGUUGGAAAUGAAGGAUGUGGAACCAGAACUGGCUAAGGAGUUGAUGAAAUACUUUACUGGUGAACAUACGGGCUUUGUUCGGGUCGGUCCCAAGGGGUACUUCCUGCCCCACAAGUACAGACAGGAGGCAGCCAACAUCUACAACAUGCCGAUACGACCUGACGACAUCUUCGUGGCUAGCUAUCCACGCUCAGGAACCACCUGGACCCAAGAACUAGUGUGGAUGGUCGCGAAUGACUUGGACUAUGCCAAAUCAGAUGCUAUACCCCUCACCGAAAGAUAUCCAUUCUUAGAAUUUUCGGUCUAUGUACACCCAGUGAUGAAAGAACGAUUCACAGAAGAAAAUUCAGACAGCGACAGAAAGCUUAAACUCUUGGAGCAAGUGACAGAAGCUGGUACGGAACAAUUGGCUCGCAUACCAUCCCCUCGGUUCGUCAAGACCCACUUACCCAUGUCACUAUUACCACCAAAACUACUGGAUACGUCCAAAGUGGUGUAUGUAGCGAGAGACCCCAGAGAUGUAGUGGUAUCGUUCUACCACCUCAACCGACUGAUUAGGACGCAAGGAUACAUCGGCGACUUCAAAACUUACUGGAAUUUCUUCAUAAAAGAUUUACAUCAUUGGACACCAUAUUUCGAGCACAUAAAAGAAGCAUGGGAUUGCAGGCAUCACCCCAACAUGCUAUUCCUGUUCUACGAGGAGUUGUGCAGAGAUCUACCAACAUCCGUGCGUCGCGUAGCUAAGUUCUUAAAUAAGCAGUUCUCAGAGGAGCAGAUUGCCAAGCUGUGCGAGCACUUGAGCAUCGAAAACUUCAAGAAUAACAAGUCAGUCAACUACGACGUGAUGAGGGAGCUGGGGAUACUCAUACCUGGCGAGCAAGGGUUCAUACGGAAAGGUAAAGCUGGUGGUUGGCGCGAUUACUUUGACGAAGAGAUGAUGCAGCAAGCCGACCGCUGGAUGGAAGAAAACCUGCAAGGAACAGACUUUCGUUUCCCGCACCUGGCAGAUAAACUUGUAUAAAUAUAGAAUUAAAGUUAAUAGUAAUUAAUGUAAUAAAUUAAAUAGUAAGAGUA